UAAUUCAGUUACUGCUAAAACGUGAACAAGUGCGCAUCGUUGCUACGCAGAGGAAGCGAGAUUUUCGUCGUCGUCGUUGUCGUUGUUGUUGUUGUUGUCGUUAGAGUUUUCGUCGUCGUGUCGUUCGGCACGGCACGGAAUUGUUUUGAUUCUUCUUACGGUGCUGCGGCGAUUCCGGCAAUGCUGGCAGCCGGGAAAAGCGUCGCGCGUGUGUAAUCGACGACACAGCGGAAAACCGUUGACAAGAGGUAUACGCGUGCAUACCAAAAAUGCUGUGAGUGAGUGAGCUAGCGAGAGAGAGCGAGAGAGAGAGAGUGGGUGGAAAAACGAAAAAAAAAGAAACAUCAUAGUGAGCCACGAGUAGCAGUAGUGAGUGAAAUGAAUAAUACACAACGAGCGGCACUGUGUUCUUCUUUUUUCUAUUUCGUGCGCUCAGUGGAUUACUAGAUUUGCGCUCGUGAAAACUCGAAACACUCAAAUGCUCGCGACUUUGGCGCCGAACCCAGUGAAAAGCAGAAGUGCAGUGUGCUGAUAUUUUCAGUUAUUUACGUUUGCGUUUUUUUUUUGUUUCAUCGCAUCCGAGAAUCCGCUUUUGUUUGUUGUGUUCCACGUACAGGAGUAUACACACAUAGCAGGAGCAGAAAAGAUUCGUUUUUUUUUUGUUUUGGGUUGUUGUGUUCGGAGGAACAUAUUCGAACAAGCAGCAGUAGCGUUGUAAGGACAUGAAUGACAAUUAUUAUUGAUGCCGCAAUAAAACAUUUCCCAUUUCCGAACCAACACAUUGUUUUGCGUAUGUCUGAAAUGAAAAACUGAUCGUUUGUGAAGUAGUUUAUGGGAUGCCAACGUGAGAAACCGUACCGUGUUUUGAGCAGUGAGUGGUUUCAAACUAAAAUCCCGAUUUCUGGAUAUUAGGAAAGUGACUGAAGAUUAGAGAGAAGCAACAGGCAUGAAGACCAUGUCGAUUCCUAUAAGAAUCCGUAAAGGCAACAGCAACACCUCGUAAUGCAAGGAUCCUUCCAAAAGCGCUGGAUGUGUACAAUCGCAGUAUGAAUUUGAAGAGUUUUCCACGUUAACCGCGUUUUGAGUUCGAUUUUAAAUUACCGGUACUCGGUUACAAACAACUAUUGUGGGAACAAAAUCGUGCCUCUCACAUGUGACGAAAAGUGAAUAGUGUGUGAGAAGUUUUCGGCACAUGUUUCAAAACGACACCGCGGCGGCAGGAUUCGGUGUAACAAUCUGGCCAUAGGAACAGCUCCGCCGUUCACCGCGAGUGGUGGGGGUGCAAACGGACAAACGAAAUCCCAGCAGCGGACAAAGUGUGAUAAUAUGGCCGCAUAUGCUCAAUUUGGUUACACAUAUCCGUCGGCAAGUCAGUUGUUGGUUGGUGGUGGACAGACGACAACCGCCAGUUCACAGUCACCGAUCUCGGCCACAAACGCUCCGUCACUGAGCCCGGGUGGGUCGGCAACAGGCGCGCCAUCAGGUGCCUUAAGCCCCGGGGCUGUCUCACAAACCUCAAACAAUGCGCCACCGGCAACCUCCUGCUGUGAAAAUGGCAGGCCCAUUAUGACAGAUCCUGUAUCAGGACAAACCGUGUGCUCCUGCCAGUACGACUCUGCCCGGUUAGCACUGUCCGGCUAUUCCCGGAUACCAACCGGAAGUGUUGGCGUUUACGGAACUCCUUAUCCCUCGACGGAGCAGAACCCGUAUCCCAGCAUUGGAGUAGAUAGUUCAGCAUUUUAUUCACCUCUUAGCAAUCCCUACGGUUUGAAAGAAAGUGGACCAACUAGUGAUAUGUCCGCGUGGACAUCAGCAGGACUGCAGCCAACCACCGGAUACUACCCAUACGAUCCAACCCUGGCGGCAUACGGAUAUGGCGCUGGUUAUGAUUUAGCGGCCCGCAGAAAAAAUGCAACGCGCGAGUCCACCGCCACGCUAAAGGCGUGGCUCAACGAGCACAAAAAGAACCCAUAUCCAACCAAGGGCGAGAAAAUUAUGCUAGCGAUCAUUACCAAGAUGACACUGACGCAGGUGUCCACCUGGUUCGCGAACGCACGCCGGCGACUGAAAAAGGAGAACAAGAUGACGUGGGAGCCCAAAAACAAGACGGACGACGAUGAUGACGCGAUGGUGUCAGACGACGAAAAGGAUAAGGACGAUCUGGAGCCGGACAAAAGUCGUGAUCACAAAGAUAUACAUCAUCAUGUGAAAGCCGAGCACGACAAAGACGAUGACGAUGACGAUCUCACCGACGAUGAACGGAAGCCGGAAAACUUAAUGGGGCAUCCGGGACAUCUGGGGCAGCACCAUCCGUACUACCACCAUUCGAUGCUCGGGGGACACCACCACCAUUCAGGACUCAAAUCAGAAUUAGACCAUCCAAAAAACCAAACGGGCAGCGACUGUGGAGUGCCGAUUCCAGCCUCAAAGCCGAAAAUUUGGAGUCUAGCAGACACAGCCGCUUGCAAAACCCCACCACCACAGGCAUUACACAGCUCUUGGAUGACCGGAGGCUAUCACCCCGGACAGCACCAUCAUCAUCAGCAGCAGCAACAGCAGCAGCAGCAUCAGCAGCAACAGCAUCAUCUACAGCAACAGCACCUCCAGCAGCAGCAGCAACAACAUCAACAACAUCCGAGCAGUGGGAUGAUGAUGGCCGAAGGAAGUUCCCCUAUGAGUAUGAGUAUGGCAAAUACAACUCACAACCAAGGUAUGGGGACUAUGGGCAGUGGUAUGAUGAACAGUUUCGCGAAUACCCCCUAUUCCCGCUAUGGGGGGUUUCUAACAGGAGCUCAACACUACAAUACUACCCACAACAGCAACAGCAGCAGCAACACCAGCAGCAAUACCAACAGCAAUACGAAUACGGGUCAAGUGACGGGUGCUACAACCCCCACUUUGCAGCAACAGCAACAGCAGCAGCAUCCACAGCAAGGGAUGCACCAACAACAGCAACAACUUCUGCAGCAAUCCCAGCAAGCUACGGCCAACAACAAUUCCCAAUCGAUGGGGUUUCCAGAGGUCCAGACCGACACCCCGCCUCAAACCCCACCGAAUAUGAAACUGCCCAGCGUGGCGGGGAACCUUCUUACAGCCUCAGCAACCCCUACGACCGGUACCUGCUAUAACGGAACAAACAGCGCCAAUAGCAAUAUGAACAACAAUAAUAACCUCACCCCAAACAACAACAACAACAGCCUAAACCAGUCGAAUGGCUAUGCAUCAUCCCCCGAAUCGAUGGGUCAGUCUAACAAUCAGUCUGGAGGACAGCAGCAAAACAGCUACUAUCGGAUGCAAUCAAAUUCACCGCAAAAAUCCCAACAAGACUAUGCGCAGCAAAUGCUUCAUCAACAAGACGGCUUCAAACCAUUCUACAAAAAUUCGCCACAGGCCUCCAAUGGCUUCGUUUCACCGGUCUGAGCAGAAGCAGCAGCAACCGUGCAACUAUUUCUAGAACUGAGAAGACGAAUUAGCGGAUGAGAUUUAGCGAGACAACCACCGAAUGACAUCUUUUGCUGGUUAUAACUACCACCAACAUAGCACCACCCCACAAACACACACACAGACACAUAACAUGAAUUUAGGUUUACCGAUUUCUGCACACAUAAACGCACCGCGCUCUUGUCGUAGUUUCGAAGCCCGGUUUGGAAAGGUUAUUGAAACUAUCCCGGCGCACGUGAGCUACCCCUUCAAAUCGUGAGAUGAGUUGCCAACCAACAGAGGCAGCUUUCAAACAAGAAAAAAAGCGGGGCGAAGUAUUGCAACUACAACAGUGCAACAGUCGUCUCGCAGGAAUUGGAGGUGCAACAGUUUCCCAUCGCGCAACUAUAAUGGUUUUCAUUUCUCAACGUUAUCGCGUAUAUCUCGUCGUUGUGCAGUAAAGAGGCUGCUCCCGUCUUUCUUUUUGGAGGCGCAAAAAUCAGUACUACCACUUCCGGACAGCAAUGAAUGCCGGACCCGAACGAUAGAAGAAAUUCAAAUCAGCGGUAUACGAGGAUUAAAAUUUGUCCUUAGCGAAUAAUGACAGGCAAAUUCCGGAUUAGAACUAUUUUUCCUUACCCAAAUGAAAAACAAAACUGGGCUAUGUGCAAACGAAAAUUAUUUAGAAAAAAGAAACCAAACUGUUUCGUUGAUGUGAACAUUUUGCAGAGAUCACUUACCACUCUCGUAUCGACAAAUGGUUGUCGUCUUUUAAUAUUACGUGCAAUGAUUUCCCUUUUCCCUAUAUCAUCAACAUUUUUUUUCCGUGUAUUUCAGCCACUUUUAUCGUGAAUCGCGCGUAAAACAAAUUUACAUUAAUUUUCGGCCUUGUAUUAUAUAUUUCACGCAAAGUAAAAUCGAAAAAAAAAGAAAAAUGUUGAGAGAAGCAUUUGUAAUCUGUGAUAACGAAAACGUAUAUGAAAAUAUUGAACCUAUUUAACACUAACUUAAGACACGCUGAAAUCCUUAUUUUAAUAGAAGAAAAAAAAAUCAUUAUCAGCGCCAAGUUUCAUUUCAUUUCACGUUUGUUCGAGUGAUUGCAUCAGAGAGUAAAUCGGUAACAAUCAGAUGGGUCCUUUUUCGUUCAACUUUGUUAAUGUUUCGUAUAAGUGUAUUGAAUGUUAACGAAAAAAGAAAUACAAGGAGGGAUGCAAGAAUGACACUCCCCCCUAAAGCACCUAAGCUAGAAGUGAAAGUUUUUACACAUGGUACGGAAAGGAUACAACACAAGGAGUUGAUGUGAACACUUUGCUAUGCAGUAAUUCCCGUUCAUCAUUUCGUUGAAUUGAGCUUCAAUUAUGUAUAAAAUAUUUUAAAAAGCAUUAACUUGUAUAGAACUCGUUCCAACAUCGCUACAGAGUAAGGAUGGGCUGUAAAUAAACUCUUUCAAAGGUACUUUUAUCAGACGAUAUAAAGUAAUCGCAAAGCACAAGCUGUUCGAAAUGUAAUGAAACAAUUGUACAUAGAUCCCUUUAUCAACCGUCAUUGUGAAACUUUAUGCGAAUAAUGAACAAACAGAAAAAAAAACACAACAAAACAUAAAUGUAGGAAAAUAAACUGCUGAUCGUGAAUUGAACUAUAGUCGUGUAUAGGUCUCAUUCGAUCCUGACGUUAAGAAAAUUUUUGUUUACGAUCGUUCCCCCUUCCUCACGAGCAGAACAAUGAAUAG
This is a messenger RNA of Toxorhynchites rutilus septentrionalis, 5149 nucleotides long. Its product is annotated as homeobox protein araucan-like. Gene Ontology annotation, cellular component: nucleus. Bases 1327 to 3420 code for a protein of 697 amino acids. Gene Ontology annotation, molecular function: RNA polymerase II cis-regulatory region sequence-specific DNA binding; DNA-binding transcription factor activity, RNA polymerase II-specific. Lineage: Eukaryota; Metazoa; Arthropoda; Insecta; Diptera; Culicidae. The record is from RefSeq and is a predicted model, not a curated record. Gene Ontology annotation, biological process: cell development; regulation of transcription by RNA polymerase II; neuron differentiation. The transcript has 7 exons.